AAGCAAUGGGCAAAAAGAAACUGCAAUGCAAAUGUAUGACGUGUUUGGUUAGUAGAUGAGACUGAAACAUAAACAAAAACACUUUCGAAGCGUUGUUAAGUGUCAGGUGUAAAUUGGUUUCGUUUCGUAAUGACCAGCAGAUGAUAGAUCAACAUGUCUGUCAGCAGGUGACGACUUUGGUGGAAGAAAGAAUAUUUGAGUGUUUUUAUUAAGAAACAAGAAAUGUCACCGUAUUGAGCUAAUUGUACAUGAGAAAUCUGUAAUCUGGACGCUAUGGCAGAGAGAUUUCCAUUUCCACAACAGAAUUUCCAGCAACAUAUGCCAAUGCCCGUUCAUAAUCCAGGAGGCAAUAUUUUACACUACCCGACAGCACCGCUGUGGCAGCAGCAGCAUCAUCAUCAUCCUCAACAACAACAACAACAACAACAACAUCAACAACAACAACAACAGCAACUUUUGGAAGACCAAAAGCAUAGGGAAUACCUUAAACAACAGCAGAAACUGAGGCUUAUUAGUUCUUCAGCCAACAAGGCUGUAAGUGCUGACAAACUCAUUGAAAAUCUGUUGGAAAAGAAAGAAACAUUCCAGCUGAAGUCAAAUACAAGUGCCAGUGCUUCUCAUGUUCAGGUGCCAGUACUUCCAGCUGGUGUUGCUGGUACAUCAUUUCUGCCAGCAAAUUAUGUAGCUGGAGCAUCAACAACACACAAUGUGUCUGCGGUAUCACAGCCAGUCCAUGACAGACAGAAGCUUCCCACUUGGUUGACAGCGUGUUCAAACAGCCUGCCUCCUAUCUACAGCCAUGUGUGGUCACUUGUUUUGGGACCAAAUGGCCUGGCAGAUACUGGUCGACUGUUCCCAGUUCUUAUAACCAGUGGUUUAACUGCUGAUGUUUUGGGCCAUAUCUGGAGUUUAGCUAAUAAAGAGGUACCUGGACAACUCACAGAACUUGAGCUGUACACUGUACUUGCUCUGAUUGCUCUUGCACAGAAUGGGUGCCCGUUCAGCAGUCUUGGUGUAUUGAAUCUCAUACCUCAGGCACCUGUUCCUAACCUGAAUGUUGGUGUUGUGCGCCAAGCAACGGUUGCAGUGGAUUUGCAGUUACCUGGUUCCCAUAGCAAAAUGAAAAGAGAAGAACUGAAUUUGAAAUUAAAUUCUGAGCAUGAUAAUUCAUCGCCAGGCUGUAUUGCAAAGGAGACAAAAACUGGAAAUGAAGACUCUGUUGAUGACUUCACUGAUUUCCAGAGUUUUACUGUGGGAACAUCUGUAACUGAAAGAGUUGUUAAUCCUGAUGCAAACAACUCAGAUAAGUUGAGAUAUAAUUCACCUCCCAGUGACAGUUCAGUCCAGAAGAACCAUAGCCUUAAUACAGAAAGCAUAACUCACAAAUGUCCAAAUGUGAUCAUAGUUGGAAAUACAAGUCAUUCACGAGGUAUUGGUAGCAGACUUGCCAAUCAUUCUCUUGGCACUCCAAAACAAAGCAAAAUGCGACAUAAACAUCACCAUCACCACCACCAUCAUAGUCACAAAAGCAACCAGCUUCCCAUAAAUUCUGUGUCUCCAGCAGCAGAAGAUGAAUUUACUGAUUUCCAACAGGCUGAAACUUCUCUGGCAGAAAAUAAUGUGGAGAAUAUGUCUUCAGGCACUACUUCAACCACUUCUCCGAGUGGUACAUAUGUGCUGAAAGAAAGUGCUAUAAGAGCAGGCAAAAAAUUAACUUCUGUGAUUAGCAGACUGGAAAGUUCAAAUGAAGUACUAAAAGACAGAUCAAACGAGCUUGUUACCUCUGCUUCAGGUACUAAUACUAUAUCACCAAAUUACAGUGUUGUUAACACCCACCAUACAAAACAAGAUUUGGAGAAGCCAGUAGUUCAUCAAAAUAUGCAACACGAGGAACAUUCUGUUAAGGAUAUAGCUAAAAGAGUUAAUAAUGUGAGUGAACUGAUGGCAGUUGAAGAAGAUAAAUACAGUGCACUCCGAGAACUAUCAACAGUAGAAAGAGAGUCACCACUUUUAAAUAACACUGGCAGUCUGGACUUGGCUGAUGAUUUUGGAGACUUUGUUACAGCAGAAGUGUCAAGUGAUGACCCUUUUGCUGCUAUUUCUUCAAGAGAUAGUAGUGGAGUAAACAGAGUACCACUUACUCCUCCAUCUGUAUUUAAUGCUUCUCAGACUGCAGAGUUUCCAGUGGAUUGGACAGCUUUUCACAGUUCAGAUCACACAGUUCCUAAAGCUGCUUCUGCUGUUCAAAGUAAAUCUGCUAGUGGUGCUAUGGAUAACAUUUUUAAUUCUCUGCAUACUGCACCAUGCAGUACAGAGGAAUUGCACCUUGUGGAUACUCCAGUUUCAGUGAAGUGUUCAAGCUCUGGCCUCAGUGAAAUAGAUAUUUUUUCACCACUUAAAAACUUAAGUUUAAAUACCAAUUGCAGUGCUGCAGAAGAGAAAGUGUUAAGUGUGAGCAGUGAUCUCAAGAUCGAUGGAAAACAGUGCGAUACUAAUGACAAAUCAUUUCCUGAUUGCUUCCAGCUGGGCAAUAACUUCAACAUUAUCAAAAGCAAAGACAGUCCAUCAAAGGUAGCAUCGCUGUCUGUGUUUGAUGAACCUACCAGAACAGAUAUUUUGUGCAGUGAAGCAGUAGAAGAUGAAUUUGGCGACUUUGUUGGUACUGAUGUUCGUUCUGGAGAGCUAAGCAGUUGUGUGAGCAAAGAAUUCCCUUCUGACAAUCAGCCAUCUGCAGUAACCAAGGAUAUUUUAUACGACACACAUUCUGUAAGCAGCUUGGAAUUUCCUACUUUCUCUCUUAGUAGACAUGGAUCACUACCAAGCUUGGACCUUAAAGUAUAUCCCUCAGGAUCUGAGCAACCUGGUGCUUCUCAUUCACAAAAUGUGUCACCACAGGCAGUGGAACACGAAGUCACUGAAUGGUGUCGAUGUGUACAGAGCUGUCUGAGUCUUCUCCAGGCAGCCCUAAAUUUAUUUUCUUCAGUCACAUCUGAAGAAGUGUUAGAAGAAGUGCUACACAUUGGUGAAGGGAAAGAUUAUCUAAACAAUCUGUUGGAGGUAUAUGGUGUCUGUCAGAGGGUGAAGCAUGCCUUUAAACUUACAUCUGCUGAAUCAAAGAAGCUGGAAUCUCUGUUUUGUGAAGUUGACCAAGUUUGGGAUGGUCUUCAUGUAUAUUAUUACAAGGCUGAUAUCUCGGUCCAUCGGGAACUGCCAUCUUUAGAUUUCGCUGAUAAUCCUGUUUGUGGUAUAUGUCUCACAGCCAUGGAGGGAGGGAGUGGCAAUACAAGUGCUCUUGAAUAUGGAGGUUUGUAGCAAAAGAAGACAUGCUUUUUCCACAUCAUUUUGAAAAUAAAAGCAUCAUUUUGAAAGUACGAGGAAGAAAUAAACCCAGGAAAACCUACACAAGAAAAUUAGUUUGAACUUUGUGGAUUUUUUUUUUAUGAUUUAUAGAUUUUCUUGACAUUUUUGGUAGAAAGUGUUAUAAUAAUGUUGAAAAGGGGUCUACUUUCUUGCAAGAAUGCAUUGUGUUCUCUCCCAGAUAUGUUUCACCAUGUGUUCAGUUGGUUUUCCUAUCAUUGCUUCUAUGAGAUAUAUGUCAAAAAUGUUAUGUGGAUUAAGAGUAUGAAAAUGUUGACUGCAGAGUUGCAGAGUUUCUCAGAUAUUUAGAUUAUACGUGUAUGUCAGUUGGACUUUUUUCAACCAGUAUUUAAGUGACCUUCAUAAUUAUCUUCUUUAGACAUCCACUUUUAAGAAAGCUUAGCUGUUGUAUGAGACGGUUGAUGUUUGUAAGCAGACUUAUAUACUAUAGUGUUAUUUUGAAGGACAAGGAGCACAAAGUAGGCACACUCAGUGUACUUACUGGAUAAGCAUUGGAAUUAAGAAAUUUAGUGUUUUGUAAAAGAGCAAAUAAAUGAACAAAGUGACAUACCAAUUGUGGCAGUUUUUGUUCAUAUGGUUCACUACUUCGCUGACAAUGCAAGAUGUAAUCUACCUUUCAUUGCCAAUUAGUUCUCCUUUAACCUGUGUGUAACACAGUGCCUAAUUUCUUUAAACGAGAAUGCAUGAACACUUUCCUGCAACUUAAUGCUUCUCACCAGUCUUAUCUGCCUUCACUCUGAGUUAGGGCUAUCACAUCCUCUUUAAUUUCUUCAUUGUUUGACAGAAUAUAGUCAAUUUUACUUUGGUUCCAUUCAAUUCUUUCCAAGUCCUGUAUCUAUAGUUUCUUUUUCUGGGAGAAUUUUGUAUUUAGUAAUUUUCAGAACCAGUAGCUUUUGCUGGAAGAAGAGAAAGGAAAGAGAGGAAAACACACUGGUAAGGCUUAAGGGUACUGGAAGGAUCACUCAUGACUCUUAAGUCAAGAGAGAUUUAUCAAAUCAAAUAUGCAUGUUUUAGUGUCUGAUAAAUUCUAUACCAUGAUUAAUUGCUUUUCAAAAGAACUAUGCAUAUACAAAACAUGUAUGCACAUUCUGUGACCAGUUUUAGAAGCUGCUCUGGGAAAGCUGUAAAAAAAUUGGCUUGUGUAUUUCUCAGUAAGUGUGCUGCCUCAUUUUAAGUUAUUUUGUAAAGCUUUGUGUAAGGCUCUAUCUCUGUUGCUUAUAUCUUAUGAUGAUAUUUCUUUUCAGAAAUUUCUUUUCCAUUAAUUUCGUAUCGUGGUCUUUUAUUCUGUAAUUAUUAUUUACUGUGUUGAGGAUACCAAUGUGAAUCAGACUCCUUAAUUUUAAUUACAUUUGAAAAUAUUCUUGCAAAUGGAUAGUACUUUUAUGUUAAAAGGAUAAUGCUUUCAUGUCACAUCAUGUGAACAGGUUAAAUUGCUCUUUAUUCAUUUUUGCACAUGUAACUAUCUGCUUUCAUUGGCUUAUAGCCUUUUUUAUAUUUUUCUCAAGUGCUAGAUGUGUGCCAAGUGUGAUAAUACAGCCCCUUGCAGUAGCUCCUAUGUCAUAUGUGUUGAAUAGUGGGGAAGAUAUAAACUAUUGUCUAAUUUAUUUUCAAGGUAUAUUACAUUGCACAGCACAGUUUUAAUGAACUCUAUUUUUUUUCUGAAGGACUGUGGACCAAAAUAAACUCUCUCAUAAUGACACAGCAGUCAAUGAGUAGAUGACAGCUAACAGAAUUAAAUGUUUUCUACACUCCACAAUAUAGAAAUUUUCUCAUACUGAAUUGUAUCUAUAGAAUACUGUCAUACAUGGUCUUUUUCUUGGAAAUACUUUAGUAAGCUUGUAAGAACUUCUGAGAACUUGUGUUUAAGGCUUCUAUUCACCAGUUACCUGUUUUUUUAUGACCAUAAAACAAUUUGGUAUUAUUAUUAUUAUUAUUAUAUUUAUUUUAAAUUACACUGAGCGAAAUGUGAUGUCUUCAUUACUCCUUUUUUCAUAGUGCUUGUAAGGUCUAGUACCUUCAUGAUGUACAUGGACUGAGUGCUUUUUGCAACUGUUGUAUAACUUACAUUACAAUAUAUUUAUAUACAUAAAUGGUAAAUGAUUGUUUUAAACAACUGGAAAGAGUAAGUACAUCACUGUUGGUGAUUACUGAGUAUUCAUGUGAUUAUGUUCACAGAAGAAAACUUUUGAAAGAAAAUACUGUGUCAACAAUGCUGAAAUAACAAUGUGUAAUUUUACAGGAUGAAAACUUGUAUUGUCACACACAGAUAAUUGAAAAAUAAGAGUCAUGUUUCAUCUUAACAUGGCCUUCACCAAUAUUACCUAAGGCAUGUUGUGCUAGGGAUGCUUGCAAGUGCAGGGUCUUAUUUGUGGCACUAAUGGUGAAACUGAUUGUUUUAUUCACAGAAAAACAGUUAACAUGAGGGUAAUGGGCAACAAGUAUAAGGAGAGAAAUCCCCAAUGUACAUUUUGCAUGCUGUGCUAGUCAUCCACAUGGUUGCAUAAAAUUUUCUUAAUAGUAAACACUACAUCCAGUAACAAUCUUAUGUAAGGAGGCAGAAAGUGUUAAUUGUGGCAUGUGUAGAAAUUUUUGGAAGUAUUUAUUAUGUGCACUCUCUUUCUUCACAAUUUUUUUAGUAUUUAGGGGGAGGUGGAGGGGACAUUUGUAGUGGGUGUAGCAAGAUUCACCAGGUUUGUUAUGGCUGAAAGAAAUGAAAGUGUGGGAUGUACCUAUUUCACUAAGCAACUAGAACAAAGGAAACUGAACUUGUAUUGUAUAAAUAACAGCAACAUAAAUGAAACUGAUAUGCUGUUGUAACAUGUUUGUGUGUCAGUGUAGUUGAAGCUGACAGUGCUUUUCAUAGAUAAUGUCUGGAAUUAUUUGCACACACUAUACAGCAUGCUUAUGUGGAUAACAUUUGACACCACUAUUGCUUUGACCAAGGAGUUCAGAUAUUGGCAGAGAUAUUACUUGUGUGAACUCUUCUGAUUUUUGCCAGUCCAUAAGUUGGGAGCUCAGAUACAAGUAUAUCUGUGGUGUCAUUAAAAAGUAAUUAUUUUUAUUGAUGACAAACAAUGGAAAUUUCUGGAUGGAGCAAUAUGUGAAAUAAGGGAAAGGCAACCAUUCGCCAACAGUGGAUGGUUGCUUGGAACACAGAAACACAUAACAGAAAACAGCCCUCACACUAGCUUUCAAGCACUAGCUCUUUUUCUAGCUGAAGUACAGACAAUCACACCAGAUGCCCGUGGCUACAGGAGUAUACAUUUGGGUGUCUGUGUGGUUAUGUGUGUCUUUGAAUGUGAAUUUGUACCAGUGCUAUUAUUUGUGAAAAAAGCUAUAUAUCACACUAGGAAAUACUUGUGUAGCCAUGCAGAUUUAGGGUGUAUGUGGCUAAGUCAGACUCUUUGAAACCUAAUCUCCUUAAAAAGAAAGUGUGAUAGAAACAAUAUUCUGAAAACUUAUUUGAACAAAGCAUAAGCCUGAGGACAAGCAGUCAAGCCCAUUUUGAAUAACUGCUUUUGAGCCCAAGCACUUUGUAAGUUAUAAUGACUCUUGCUACAAUAGACUAUUGUGCCAAAACUCAGUAAGUCUGCAAUGCUCUCACAUUGCUGCAAUUAUAUUUUCUGUUGCUGUAGUUUGAAAUACCAAGCAUUUUGUUCUGGUUGUUGAAUGAAGAGCACUCAUUUCCACUAGUUUUCUAAAUACAGUUUUUUUAUAGGUUUAGUACUGAAUCUCAAGUGGUUCAUCCAUUGAUAAGUAGUGAAAAUUGAGAAGUUACCUUUCACGUGCAUAUACAAACAUGUCUGGUGAUAAAUGCCCAUCUAGAUACUUGAGAUGUGUAUACUGCGCGAGUUGCUUAUAAGUAUUUUUCAUGACCGUCCACUGUCCGAGAUGGAAGUACUUCUGGCGCUUUUCAGUACUGAGAGCCAAUUAUACUUCCGUUUCGUAAGUAUUUAUUAUAAAGUAGUUACAGUUUCAUCGUUAAGCAAUAACAGUCCAUUGAAUAUUAGAACGUUAAAAUUUAGUACACAUUUACUUUCCUUGUUGGGCAGUAUUUUAAAUAUAUAAAUCAUAAUGGCUGUUACUUGCAGCUGCUUACAGCAAGAAUGAAUGCAAAUAACUAUUUUAUCAUACAUACAUUUAGUAAAAGUAGCUGAUAGUAUUUCUUGUAAUUUUCUUUUUACAACAGACACUGGAAACUGUGGUAAUGUGAUGGUGCGUUUCUAAUUCUGAUUCUUUUUUCAUUGUGAAGAAUCUCAGAAACAAACAAAAAUUUGUAGAAAAUUGUACUUUUCAUGUUAAUAAAUAUUUUUUCAUGGUCAUCUUGAACAAUUUAGAAUCAGACGUUGAACAAAAAAAUUUAAAAUAACAAACCCAGUGUUAUUAUUUCAAUGAGAUAAUUGUAUCUUUCUGCCAUAGAAUAAUACUUAACUGAGAAGAGUAGUUUAGUGUUUUAAACAGUGGAAAAUCCAGGAUGGAAUAAUGACAGUAUUUUGAAAAGAAAAUAUUGCCACUCACGAUAUGGAGGAGAGGUUGAGUUGCAAAUACAACAAAAAGACAGCCAUACAUCAUGUUAAGCUUUCAACCAAAAGGCCUUUUCUAAAGUAGACAAAACACACACACACACACACACACACACACACACUGAUGUAUGCAAGCACAACUCACACACAUUCUCAUUGUCUCUGGCUGCUGAGGCCAGCCAGUGACAAUGGUCUCAUGUGUGAGUUGUGCUUUUGUGAAUGUGUGUGUGUUGUAUACUUCAGAAAAAGACUUUUUGGUUGAAAGCUCAAAAUAUAUGGUAGUCUUUUUGUUGCAUCUACGACUCAACCUCUCCUCCAUAUGGUAAGUAGCAUUCUUCCCUUUUCGUAAUACUGGAGUUCAAUAUUUUAGUUAUGGAUGAGUUUUAACAAUGUUUGUAAAAUUUUAUGUUGAUUUGAACCAAACAAAAUUACUGACAAUUGAUUUAUAAAACAAUUAUUUAUAGUAACUGGUUUGUUGAUUAUAUGUGAAACAUGAAAUGUGUUGAAAUUAAAAUGCUGUUAUUUGUUGG
This is a messenger RNA of Schistocerca americana (American grasshopper), 8431 nucleotides long. RefSeq names its product synergin gamma-like. Gene Ontology annotation, molecular function: protein binding. Lineage: Eukaryota; Metazoa; Arthropoda; Insecta; Orthoptera; Acrididae. Bases 274 to 3312 code for a protein of 1012 amino acids. Gene Ontology annotation, cellular component: clathrin coat of trans-Golgi network vesicle. The transcript is spliced from 9 exons. The record is from RefSeq and is a predicted model, not a curated record.